GUUAAAUAUUUAGACAAGAUGGCGAACAGUGGUGGAGGAUCAGGGCCACCUCCGAUGAUGAGACCACCAGCUCCAUUUCCAAUGGCAGGUCCCCCGGGAUUUAUACCGCCCCCGGGGCCAGCUGAUGGAGCUGUGCCUCCUAUGAUGCCACCAACAGCCCCUCCUGGUUUUAGUGCAGGAGGAUUUCCACCUAUGAUGCCACCACCAGGUAUUGGCAUGCCACCUUUUCCAGGGCCAGGUAUUCUAAUGGUUGCUAGCGUACAACAGGUAAAUGAUGCUGCAUCCAGCUCACCGGGACAGGUUGAUCAAAAAACAGAAAAGAAGUCACCAUGGACUGAACAUAAAGCCCCAGAUGGAAGAACUUAUUACUAUAACAAUGUAACCAAGCAGUCGAGCUGGGAGAAGCCAAAAGACUUACAGACUGAGACAGAGAUGUUACUGGCAAAAUGUCCAUGGAAAGAAUAUAAAUCAGAUACAGGGAAGGUUUACUAUCAUAACUCUGUCACCAAGGAAUCCAGGUGGACCAAACCUAAAGAACUGGAGGAAUUAGAAGGUAGUUUCGUUCGGAACUUUAGAGAAAGGAAUGGUGCGUUUAUUGAAACAAUUAAUGAUGGAUCUCUUAUUAGAACAGUCACAGUCUGAGGUAGAGGCAGCAUUUACACGUAUAGCUCAAAUUGACAAACUUAAACACCUCAACGAGGGGCUACGACUGUUUUUGAGACAUUUUCUCGUGGGUAAAAAGAGCGAGACUAAAAGUGCGAAACUUAUCGAAAGAGUUGAU
Messenger RNA from Ruditapes philippinarum (Manila clam), 781 nucleotides. Its product is annotated as pre-mRNA-processing factor 40 homolog B-like. The record is from RefSeq and is a predicted model, not a curated record. Gene Ontology annotation, biological process: mRNA cis splicing, via spliceosome. Gene Ontology annotation, molecular function: RNA binding; protein binding. Gene Ontology annotation, cellular component: U1 snRNP; U2-type prespliceosome. The transcript is spliced from 8 exons. Lineage: Eukaryota; Metazoa; Mollusca; Bivalvia; Venerida; Veneridae. Bases 19 to 642 code for a protein of 207 amino acids.